AUGGACGACUUCAGCGAAAUUGAGAAGGCUAUUGGGGGUGUCAGUGUGGCAGUGGCAGACAAUGAGGCUAACGACAAUGGGACAGCCGAACCCAGCAGCACAAAGACGGUCCGGAGCCUGCAGGGCAUGGUGAACACCCUCAUGUCUGACAACAUAGAACUUAAAAGGAGACUGAGCACAAUGGAAGCCAAAGUGGCAAGUAUGGAUGCGGGCUUCAUUAGGCCCUGGGAGAGGAGUAGCACCAUGUUACCCAACGAGAGCACCGUGAGGGACAGCCAAUCCGAGCAGGUUGUAUCCACGCGAAUCCCCAUAGCGACGACGUUGGACUUCAAGGAUCAGAUGAUAGCCGAUCAGCAAGAACAGCGAGAGAGGACGCAUGAAGCUGUCGACGAUGUUGAAGCUUAUGUCGAGGGGCGAAACUGGUCGGUUGCAUCAUUCCGUCCGUUCUAA
Penicillium antarcticum is the source of this 450-nucleotide messenger RNA. RefSeq lists its product as uncharacterized. The transcript has 2 exons. Lineage: Eukaryota; Fungi; Ascomycota; Eurotiomycetes; Eurotiales; Aspergillaceae. Bases 1 to 450 code for a protein of 149 amino acids. The record is from RefSeq and is a predicted model, not a curated record.